Molecule: messenger RNA, 6942 nt
Organism: Anopheles funestus (African malaria mosquito)
Lineage: Eukaryota; Metazoa; Arthropoda; Insecta; Diptera; Culicidae
Gene: Taf1
Product: transcription initiation factor TFIID subunit 1
Exons: 4
Coding region: 355-6828 (2157 amino acids)
Biological process (GO): transcription by RNA polymerase II; RNA polymerase II preinitiation complex assembly
Cellular component (GO): transcription factor TFIID complex
Molecular function (GO): RNA polymerase II general transcription initiation factor activity; RNA polymerase II general transcription initiation factor binding; TBP-class protein binding
Source: RefSeq, a predicted model, not a curated record
UGAUUAUGUGUGUAGUUGUGAGUUGAAGCAGCUCAAAACAAGUGCGCUUGUUGCAUAUUUUCUUUCUACAAUUUUGCCAAAAUAACAAAGGAAUAACAAACAUUAAAUAGAAAAAAUUCGUUUUUUUAGAAAGAAGAAACGGUUGUGCAAAAGGUCCAAUAGAAUUAGCCGUUCAUUGUGUGUAGUCUACCGCAGUACAGUGUAUUCCAGUUUAGUGUUUUCGUAAACACCUUCAGUGUUGCCUUGAAUGCUUGUCAGCUAUUACGAUGCCGGCAAUAUGCUUGGGUACAUAAGCAAAUAUAACAUCAACAAUUCAGCACUUCUCUAUCACUGAUAGCUUCAUCGAAUUCCAACAUGAGCAACAGUAAUAGUGACAACGAAAACGAGGGAGGCCUUAAUUUGGCCGGUUUCCUGUUCGGUAAUGUCGAUGAACAUGGACACCUUGAUGGCGAUUUUCUUGACGAGGAAGCAAAGCAGCAACUUUCGUCGCUUUCCCGCAUGGGCCUAUCGUCGUUUCUGGCCGACGUACUGCAGGAUGACGAUGAGGAUAAACCGUCUCGUGCGUUCAGCGAUAGCGAUGAUUCGUCCUCCAGUGAUGACGAUCGAAGGCACCGUCGCUACGACGACGAUAGCGAUGGUACGAACUACAGAGUCAAAGCUGACUGUGCGGUAGAUUAUUCGGACAUAACAGAGCUUGCAGAAGAAUCGGCCGUUCCACAAACACCAGCGAUCAAGAAGGAAGAAACGGAUGCCGAUAAAGAUGAGGAGAUAAAGGACAUAAAAGUUGAAGACGAUGUAGAUGAUAUAGAAGCAGCUAUUCCUUGUACUCGCGUCGAAGCACGAACCGCUUCUGACCCAUCCACAGUCAAGGAAGAGAAUGCCAGUGGGAGCGGGGUGGACGAUAAAGAACUUAUGCCACCACCAACGGCACCGGUUAGUGGCGAUGGAACAGCCACAAACGCUUCACAAAGCCCAGAUGACGCUUCUAAAGAUAAACCGAAAAAGCUGGAAACUCCUCUAGCUGCAAUGUUACCAUCCAAGUAUCAGAAUGUGGACGUGCGCGAAUUCUUCCCCGAUUUUCGUCCAGACAAGGUGUUGCGUUUUUCACGCUUGUUUGGACCGGGCAAGCUUUCCAGUCUGCCACAGAUAUGGCGCAGUGUGAGACGGCGCCGUAACAAAAAAUCACAAUCAUCCUCACGGAAACCCCGCGACGGUUCGGACUCUACGUCAGAUUCUGACGAGCCAAGGCGACGACAAUAUUUCACACCAACGUAUGCACCACUGCCCCCGAAGGACAUGUGGGCAUCGGACGAUGAAGUGCGCUUUACCAGCCGUGAAGCGGACGAAGAAAAGGAAGUGAAAGACAAAGAAUCGGACAGCAAGGGUGAUUCGAAACCGAAGGUAGCCGAUUGGCGUUAUGGUCCGGCUCAGAAGUGGUAUGACAUGCUGGAUGUACCGGACACGGGAGAGGAUUUCAACUACGGCUUCAAACAAGCGGAUCCGGUCAAGCUGGAAGCAAUACCCAUGGUAACGUCUGUCACGGACAAAACCUUCCCGGACGAUGCGUUUCUGAUGGUGUCCCAGCUACACUGGGAAGACGAUGUCGUGUGGGACGGGAACGAUAUCAAGCACAAGGUGCUGCAAAAACUCAACUCAAAGGUAAACGCUGCCGGUUGGUUACCAUCGAGCGGUUCGCGAACGGCCGGUGCUUUUAGUCAACCGGGAAAAACUAUCCCGGCGUCACCAGCAAACACCGGCACGAAAUCAUCGUCCGCAAGUAAGCUGAGCAAAACGCAAAUGAUCAUCAAUGCGGCACAAAAGGCGCAAGAAGAAAAUGAGGACGCUUGGUACAGCAUUUUCCCGGUGGAGAACGAUGAGCUCGUCUACGACAAAUGGGAAGACGAUGUAAUAUGGGACGCGGAAGCGGUAACGAAGAUCCCGAAGCCAAAGGUGCUGACGCUUGAUGCAAACGAUGAGAACAUCAUUCUCUGCAUUCCGGACGAUAUUGAUCCGUCGAAAAUCGUGCGAAACACUGGUCCACAGCCGAAGGUAAAGAUUCCACAUCCGCACGUAAAGAAAUCGAAGAUUUUGCUGGGUAAGGCGGGUGUGAUUAAUGUGUUGGCAGAGGAUACACCACCACCGCCUCCCAAAAGUCCCGACCGUGAUCCGUACAACAUUUCCAACGAUGUGUACUACAUGGCCAAGUCGACUGAAGCGACGCUUAAAAUCAAGGUUGGUGGUGGCAAUUUGUUGCAGCACUCGACACCGACGGUAGAGCUGCGGGCACCGUUCGUCCCAACGCAUAUGGGACCGAUGAAGCUACGCAUGUUCCACCGACUGCCGAUGAAGAAGUACUCGUACGGUGCACUCGCUUCGGCCAAUCCGCAACCCGUACUGCCUCUACAGAAGCACAUCAAGAAAAAGGCUAAACAGCGCGAUCUGGAACGUAUUGCGUCUGGCGGUGGUGAUGUCUUCUUCAUGCGUACUCCCGAAGAUCUAACCGGUCGGGACGGUGAGCUGAUUCUGAUCGAGUUUUGUGAAGAACAUCCGCCACUGAUGAAUCAGGUCGGGAUGGCCUCGAAAAUUAAAAACUUCUACAAACGCAAAAUGGGUAAAGAUCCUGGUCCGCCCGAAUUCCGCUUCGGUGAGACGCAUUAUGCGCAUACAUCGCCUUUCCUUGGUAUUCUUCACCAUGGCCAUUGCAUUCAAGCGAUUGAGAAUAACAUGUACCGAGCGCCGAUCUAUCCGCAUACGAUCCAUGAAACGGAUUUUCUUGUAAUACGCACCCGUAACAGUUACUUUGUGCGCGAAGUGGACGCAUUGUUUACGGCCGGCCAGGAAUGUCCACUGUACGAGGUACCCGGACCAAACUCGAAGCGUGCGAACAAUUUCGUGCGCGACUUUUUGCAAGUGUUUAUCUAUCGGUUGUUCUGGAAGAGCAAGGACAAUCCGCGCAAGAUUCGAAUGGACGAUAUCAAGAAAGCGUUCCCGGCGCAUUCGGAGAGCAGCAUACGGAAGCGUUUGAAGCUGUGUGCAGACUUUAAGCGUACGGGUAUGGAUUCGAACUUUUGGGUCAUUAAACCCGAGUUUCGUUUGCCGUCGGAGGAAGAAAUACGAGCGAUGGUAUCGCCGGAACAGUGCUGUGCGUACUUUAGCAUGAUCGCCGCCGAACAGCGGCUUAAGGAUGCAGGCUACGGGGAAAAGUUUAUCUUCGCCCAACAGGAAGACGACGAUGAGGAGAUGCAGCUGAAGAUGGAUGAUGAGGUGAAGGUUGCACCGUGGAAUACGACCCGUGCCUACAUUCAGGCAAUGCGUGGCAAGUGCAUUCUGCAGCUGAAUGGACCGGCUGAUCCAACUGGAUGUGGUGAAGGUUUUUCCUACGUUCGAAUGCCCAACAAACCGACCCAACAAAAUAAAGAAGAAACGGAAAGCCAACCGAAACGCACCGUAACAGGAACGGACGCCGAUUUGCGCCGAUUGUCACUAAACAAUGCAAAAGCACUGUUGCGAAAAUUCCAAGUACCCGAAGAGGAAAUCAAGAAACUGUCCCGCUGGGAGGUGAUCGAUGUCGUGCGUACACUCUCGACCGAGAAAGCCAAAGCGGGCGAGGAAGGCAUGGACAAGUUUUCGCGUGGCAAUCGAUUCUCGAUCGCCGAACAUCAGGAGCGCUACAAGGAAGAAUGUCAACGCAUAUUCGAUCUACAGAACCGUGUGCUGGCGUCGUCCGAAGUUCUUUCCACAGAUGAAGGUGAAUCGACCGCAUCGGAAGAGUCCGAUCUGGAGGAGUUGGGCAAAAAUUUGGAAAACAUGCUAGCGAACAAGAAAACAUCCACCCAGCUCUCGCUCGAACGGGAAGAGCAGGAGCGUCAAGAGCUGCUGCGAAAGAUCAUGGAAGAGCAGGGUGGAUCGGGACAGAAGAAGAAAAAGGACGAGGAAGGAUUGAAGGACGAACAGCAGUCGAGUAUGGCGAAGAUAUUGAAAAUAACGCGCACAUUCAAGAAUGCCGAAGGACGCGAAUACACGCGUGUCGAGCUGGUGCGCCGUAGCCCGGUAAUUGAUGCGUAUGUGAAAAUUCGUACCACCAAGGACGAAGCUUUCAUUCGACAGUUUGCGACCCUCGAUGAGGCACAGAAGGAGGAAAUGAAACGGGAAAAGCGGCGCAUUCAGGAGCAAUUGCGACGCAUCAAGCGCAAUCAGCAAAAGAUCGGUUUGCAAAUGCAGAAUCCACAUAAUUCGGUUGGUACACCGAUCAGCCUUGGUGAUCGUGAAACAAACACUCCGAAACCAUUUUCAAACCGCUUGCUGGAUAUAUCGGGGCGCAAUCUCGACUCGUCCGGCACGGGCGGUGCAGCGUCAGGUAGCGGCAAUUUGUCUGGGCCAGGUAAGGAACACAGCCCAUCAUCAUCGUCCCGUCGAAAGGCCAAGAUCAAACCGGACUUGAAGCUGAAAUGUGGCGCUUGUGGGCAGGUUGGACAUAUGCGUACUAACAAAGCCUGUCCGCAGUACUCGGGCAUUAUGGCAACACCCUCGCUGAACGUGGCAAUGACCGAAGAGCAGGAAGAGGAGAUCGAGAAGGAGCUCAAUGCGGAUGAUGAAGGUGAUCUGGUGAACGUCGAUGGUACAAAGGUGAAGUUAAGCGGCAAACUGUUGAAACGCCACGAGGACGUAAAGCGGCGUACGUUGCUGCUGAAAGUGCCCAAAGAGGCGGUGGGUAAGAAGCGUCGCCGAGUGGGCGGUGAUUCCCACUGUGAUUAUCUGCAGCGACACAACAAAACAACGAACCGCCAGCGUACCGAUCCGGUCGUUGUGUUUUCGUCCGUGCUGGAACAAAUUCUGAACGAGUUGCGUGAUAUGCCGGAUGUACAGCCGUUCAUGUUUCCGGUCAACGCCAAACAGGUCGUCGACUACCAUCGCAUUGUGCAGAAACCGAUGGAUUUGCAAACUAUACGCGACAACAUACGGCAGAAGAAGUAUCAGAAUCGGGAAGAGUUUCUGAUAGACAUAAAUCAAAUCGUGGAGAACUCUUCGCUAUACAACGGUGCGAAGAGUUCGCUCACGGUUGCGGCCCAGCGCAUGCUGCAGAAGUGUAAGGAGCGUGUACAGGAACGCGAAGAGCGACUGGCGCGGCUAGAAAAGAGCAUCAAUCCACUGCUGGACGACGAUGAUCAAGUCGCAUUAUCGUACAUCCUGGGAGAGUACGUGAAUGGUCCACUGAAGGCGAUGCCCGAAAGUUGGCCAUUCCUGAAACCGGUCAACAAGCGGCUAGUGAAGGACUACUACACUAUCAUUCGACGUCCGAUGGAUCUGGAAAAGGUAUCGAAAAAGGUGGCCUCGCACAAUUAUCACUCGAGGGCCGAUUUUCUAGCCGAUUUACAACUAAUCGCGGAUAACAGCGAACAGUACAAUGGUGCUGAGGCGAACUUUACCAAACAAGCGCGCCAAAUGGUGGAAGCUACACGGUUGACACUGGACGGGAUGGAGCAUAACGUAGCGCAGCUGGAAAAGAAUAUUGCCCUAGUGCAGGAACGGGCUCGCAACGAGGAUGACGACAUGGACUGGGAGGACGACGAGCAGGAAAUGAAGGGUGGUCCGGGUGGUUCACGAGAAUCAUCGCCCGAUCUAGACGAUGGCGGUAACGAUAGUAAUCCUGAUCGGCCACCUUCUUCGACGGAUGCUUCCAGGGCUGCUCGGUCUGAAGCGAAGCGUGCUCGCGCGCGUCAACGAAAGGCCGCCAAGGGUGAUGAUUUUGCUGGACGACCGUACGGAUCGUCCUAUCCCGAAUCGGCUAUGCCAUUCCCAAUAGUUCGCCCGAAUGCUAAUCCGUCUUUCCAUCGGUCCGGGCCAAUGAUCGGUUCGAGCAUGGGCGGACUGAGUGGCUUUGUGUCCGGUACGGGAAUUUCUAGUGCAAUAUCUCGCAGCAGCAGUAGUACGGUGCCCGAAAACUCGCAAAUGAUGCAUCCCAAUGUGGCCGCUUCGGCUUACGAAAUGAACUGGAUGAAUUUGGGCGCCGAGAACUAUGACGAAAUGGCAGGACCUUCCGGUUAUGGAAGUGCCUCAAAUCAGUACGGAGCCGAAUAUGGUAGUGGCAGUGGAAUACCGAUCGGAUUGAAUGAAACACGCCCUUCGCCAAAUCCGGAAAGCUUUGCAAAUGACAAUCAGAAUCAAUUGUUUCAACCCUUACCUUUGGUCACUACUCAAAAACGAGAUCAUCAAUAUUCAACAGAUGAUGAAGAAUUUGAGGAAGUUGGAACAAGUGACAAUGAAGGUGUAUCUGUAACUCUGGAACAAUCGAACACCACCUCAAGCAUGAUGCCACCACAGAGCGAGGACGAUAGCCAGCAAGCAGCCGAAGCGAUGGUGCAGCUUAGCAGUGCACAAUACUACAACGCCGCGCAUGAAGAAUCGAUGGAGAUCGAUCCCAACUACGAUCCGAGCGAUUUCUUGGGAAUGUCAAACCGACAGCAAACACAAAUCGACACAGGUCGCAAUGAAGCCGGCAGCAACCAACCAUUGUCGGAAGCAAACUAUUCGAUCGAUCAAUCUAACCAACACAGCGAAUACUCGCAAGAAAGUGGACAGGACAGAGAGGGUGGUAAAGAUCAGCAGCUGCAGUUGCAACAACAACAGCAGUUUCAAGAUCAGCUCGAUACGAGUCAGACAGCGGACAGUGAAACCCAACAGCAACAACCGAAUACUCUUCCGGCACUUCAAACGCUGCACUCCGAUUUGGCAAUUUCCGAUAGUGAUGAUGAAAAGAGCAACUUACAAAUGGAUGAAGUACGCGAUGAAAACGAUGAUAAUGACGAAGGUGGUGAUCUUUGGUUCUAAACGAUGUACCAUGACCUUCUGGUGAGUUUACAGUAAGCUAGUUAAGUAUCGACUAACCAGGUUUAGCCUUGCAGUGGGAAAUUUAAUAUUCAAAUAAAAACUUGUUUUACCUCA